Aureobasidium uvarum is the source of this 1026-nucleotide messenger RNA. Lineage: Eukaryota; Fungi; Ascomycota; Dothideomycetes; Dothideales; Saccotheciaceae. The record is from the annotation of a GenBank genome assembly.
AUGGAGGCACACACUCACGAGAUCACGGAAGUACCAGAAGCGGCCAGAGUCAUCACCAUGGCUCUUUCCAUGAUAACGAUCAGUGUGCUCGCCAUAUGCCUCACUCGCCGGAUACAGUUUGUUCAAGGUUGGAAAAACAUCUCGAUGACGAAUGGCCGCUAUCAUGCACACUCUCUUGUACUUUACGUUACUGACUCGGUGGCAGNNCUGAUAUACUACUUCUUGGUCGAGAAAGUUCACAUCAUCCGAACCACAAAUACUUCGAGAGUGAAGAGCAAGCUAUGGUUGUUCAACUUUNUUGGUGUCAUCUGUAAGCCNCCUAUGUUGUCUUGGUCGUCCUUAACUUCGUCNUUCCGUAUCGCAUACAUCAACGAGAAAGGCGUCUGCGUUAUUGGCAUGAAGAGGCGUGCUCUAGUACCACUCAUAACGUUUGACGUUGUCCUCAACGUCUAUUUGACAUCGCUGUUCUUGCAUCCGUUGCGGAGUGAGUAUAAGAGAACCAUCAGGCCUCGAUCUACUUUUGCUGAUCCGACAUCACAGNAAUGCUACUCGUUCAAGCAAGGAACGGACUCGGUAAUGCGAACAUUGGUCACUCGAACCUUUGUAGGAUCUUGUGCUACACUCUUGAUGAGUGUCGUCAACUUGUCGGUCCUGACGAUCCUAGACGGAGAACCUGGAUACAUCUGUCUGUGCUUGUGCAAUCUUGACACAAUUGACAAAGACCGAACCGCAACUUCUAUAUCUUCAAAGUCCAAGCAAAUCUCUGGAUCCAUGGGUGGGUUGAACAGCACGAAUGGCGGCAACGCAGACGACUUUAUGGAGUUAGACGAGAGAUAUGUCGCCAAGCUGACAACCGUCAUCGAGGCCAACAGAGAAAGUCCUGAUCUAGAUAUGCUGAGUUCACGUGCGAUCGGAAUAAAGACUCAGCAUGUGCGUGAAGUGGAGAUGGAGCCUUACGAUAUUGACGGUGAGAGUGGCAAUUGGAGAGAGAGCCAGGAGAGGAUAGUCAAGCCUGAGAGCAUUUAG